Molecule: messenger RNA, 7144 nt
Organism: Anoplophora glabripennis (Asian longhorned beetle)
Lineage: Eukaryota; Metazoa; Arthropoda; Insecta; Coleoptera; Cerambycidae
Product: myosin-I heavy chain
Exons: 21
Coding region: 171-6713 (2180 amino acids)
Biological process (GO): signal transduction
Cellular component (GO): myosin complex; cytoskeleton
Molecular function (GO): protein binding; cytoskeletal motor activity; ATP binding
Source: RefSeq, a predicted model, not a curated record
UCUCUCUUGUCCCAUCUGUUUUGUUGUUAGUGUUGAUACGUGCGGGUUUGUAUAUGCCGUCUUUCCUCACGUUAUGACCGUGUAUUAGUUCUAUUUGUGACGAAAAUCUCCAAUUUCAUGAAUGAAAAUUUGUGCGAAUAUGUGUAUUAAGCCUUCAAAAUAACAUAAUCAUGGUCGAGCUUGAUUUUUCAUCUACGGGCACCGUGCCCGAGGAUGGAGUGCCGGAUAUGACUAGGCUUACGGUAUUGGAUGAAGAAGUCAUCAACAAGAACCUCAAGCUGAGAUACGAUAAGGACCGAAUAUAUACGUACACCGGCACAAUCCUUGUGGCAGUCAACCCCUACAAGGACAUUGACAUCUACACACAGAAUUAUGUGAACAAGUACCACGGCAGAAAAUUGCGCGAUCUCGAACCCCACGUAUUCGCAUUGGCAGAAGCAGCGUACGCCUCUCUACAGACGGACAACUCUGGCAAGGGGCACACGAACCAAAGCGUAGUGAUAAGCGGUGAGAGCGGUGCUGGAAAAACCGAAACCACGAGAUUUAUCCUGCAGUAUCUCUGUUCGGUUACCAGCGGCGUUUCCACGUGGAUAGAACAGCAGAUUUUAGAGGCCAAUACCAUAUUGGAGGCAUUCGGUAAUGCGAGGACUGUACGGAACGACAAUUCGAGUAGGUUUGGAAAGUUUAUGCAAGUAUGUUUUGACUCCCGAUGGAUGAUUGCUGGUUGUAUUAUACAAGAUUAUUUAUUGGAACAGUCGAGGCUAACGUUUCAGGGACCCGGAGAGCGAAAUUAUCACGUAUUUUAUCAGUUAGUGGAAGAAGCAAAGUACAACAAAGAAUUAGCUGCACAGCUUCAUCUGAGAGAAGCGAAAUUCUACAAUUACCUCAACCAAUCCGACUGCAUAAGAAUCGAAGGAGAUUCGAGAAGACUAGAUAGCUUAAGAUUAGCAUUUAAUGUUUUGCAAGUUCCGACAAACAUGUGCCACGGCAUAUUCCAAACGUUGUCUGCCAUAUUGUGGUUAGGAAAUUUAACAUUUGCGGAUGUGGAUGGAGAGAGGUGCCAACUUACCAAAGAUGAUGAAAGUAUUAUAGAAAUUUUAUCGAAUCUGUUAGGUUUAGAGAUAGAUAAUUUAAAACAGGUUGUUUUAUUGCGACAGAUUAAUGUUAGGGGAAAUAUCACGGAGAUACCCUUAAAGUUGCAGGAGGCAAGGGAAAAUCGUCAUGCUAUGGCAAAAGCCUUGUAUUCCAGGACUUUUGCGUGGUUGAUAAAUCAUAUUAACAACUGUACCAAUCCAGGACAGGAUUCGACGAGGUUCUUGGGUGUUUUAGAUAUUUUCGGUUUUGAGAAUUUUGCCAUGAAUUCAUUCGAACAAUUGUGUAUCAACUACACAAACGAAAAGUUGCACAAGUUUUUUAAUCAUUACGUUUUUGCCUUGGAACAAGAAAUUUAUACCCAAGAGGAAAUUCAAUUCAACCACAUUUCCUUUACCGACAAUACCUUGUGCUUGGAAUUAUUAGAGAAACCGCCAAGGUGCAUUUUAAGGUUAUUAUCAGAGCAGUGCCAUCUACCGAGAGGCUGCGAUGCUUCGUAUAUAUCCAAUCUACAUUCUGAGUUUGAAACUCAUGAGAGAUAUGUCAAAGGUGAAGACCGAAGAAAAUGGGAAACGGAAUUCGGAAUUAAACAUUACGCAGGCUGCGUAACCUACAAUGCCAAAGGUUUUGUAGACAAAAACAGGGAUGUGCAGCAAGACGUAUUCUUCGACAUUAUUUCUAGAAGCAGCAACGAAUUUGUACAGGCCCUGUAUACGUUCCAAGACCUUUCGAACACUCUAGCGCAAAGAGCAGUCGCCAACGGUAUCACGACAGUAUCCAGAGGUACCAGCAAAGGGAAACCGACUGUUUCCGAUACAUUCAGGCAUCAACUUCAGGCGCUCGUCGACGUUCUGCAGUCGACCACCCCUUGGUAUGUGCGCUGCAUAAAGCCUAAUCAACACAAACUUCCGAACGACUACGAUGACCAGCUGGUCCUGGACCAGUUGAAGUAUUUGGGAAUGUUAGACAUUAUUCGGAUUCGGAAAGAAGGUUUUCCCAUUCACAUGAGCUUCGAGGACUUUGUGAUACGAUAUCACUGUCUGUCUAAAAACCGCCUGCCGCCAGACAUGACGCUAGCAUGUCAGACUCUCAUAGAAAGUCAUAACGUACCAAAGACCGAAUGGCAAUUAGGAAAAUCUAAGGUUUUCUUAAGGUCUCACAUCCACGAACCAUUAGAAGAGGCCCGUAACAAGUUGAUCAAGUCUCGGGCCGUGUUGAUACAAAAGACGUACAGGAUGUACAUCGCACGGAAAGAAUACAACAAGACUCGAAAGGCAGUGCUGAAGAUACAACACGCCUACAAAGGUUGGAAGUUGCGUAUAGAAUUUCUGAAGAAACGUAGAGCCGCUAUAGUCAUCCAGAGUCAUUUGAGAGGGGUGUUUGCGAGAGAGGUGGCAGCAGCUCUUAGGGAAAUGAGACGGGUGGAGGAAGAGAUGAGGAAGAGAGAGAAGUUGGAAGCGGAGCGGUUGCAGAGAGAGGCAGAAAAGAGGGAAAGAGAGGCUAGGGAAGCAGAGGAAGCGCAAAAAUUGGCCGAAAUGCAGCAGGAUAGUGAAUUUCCACCACCGCCUGCGUUUGAAUCAGAGAAGGAAGAUCUGGAAGAGAGUGAAAAAGCGGCAGAACAGGAAAUUGCCGCUUUGUCCCAUAUGGCGGAACAAUUGAAGCACAACAGAUCCGAACCCGUAACCGAAUCUGUAGACUUAGACAACCUCUUCGCCUUCCUUUCUGACGUUCAGCCGCAGAGUCGUAACCAAAUCAUAGACGAGAUAGGCGAAAAAAUGGACGAACUGGUUGAGGAUCUGGACGUGGAGCUAGAAACUGUAAUUCAGCAAGAAUUGGAAGGUCUAGCGCAAGAGCAGCAACAGCCUACGCCGCCCAAAAUGGGUCUACCGUCAUUACCUGAACCCACUUGUCCUCCGCCACCGCCACCUGCAGCUUUUCAAUCGACUCCAGAGACACCUGCUCUACCAGUCGAGAAGAAAGAGGAAAAGGAUGAUAAAGACGAGCCUAUCUAUGAGUCUGUUAUUCCCAGGGAAGAGCCUGUUCCCGUGCCUGUUUGUGUGUCGCCUCCACCGUUACCGGCACCUCCUCGAAUACCUUCCGAGUCGCCCAAGGCUACGCCUCCAGUUUCAAGAACAAAUAGUACUGUGCCACCUGCUUGGAGGUAUUCCCAGGAGCAGCAGCAGCAAGCGGAAGUACAAAACAACGCGGAACGCGAGCAAAGGCGUAAGUUUCGCGUAGAGAAAAAAUUGCAGGAGCUGAAUGAGAACAAUGAAAAGGAAACGGGUAAUUCGGAAGAAAUAUACCAUGAUAUGGUAGAAUUUGCCAACACUUACUUCAAUUCUCACGAGAGGAGUCCCGAAGGAACUAUCAUGGCGACUUUGACUAGAAAGAGGCAGAGUUCGGAAAUGAUACCAAAAUACGAAAUGGUGACUUAUUAUAAGGGCAAUACCAUUCCCAAUUCUCACAUACACAUGUACGAUCCUGAUAAUAUAAACAUUGCUUGCAGUAUAUUUAGGGACCUAAGUAAAUAUAUUCGAGGCGAACUAAACGGAGAGAGAGAACUACAAGUAAUUCAGUCUAUAAUUGGUUACGCCUUAGAAAGGGAAGAACUCAGGGACGAAAUUUUUGUACAAUGUAUUAGACAGGCCACAAAUAACCCUAGUUCUGAAGGAACGGAGCGUGUAUGGUUACUUCUUUGCUUGUGUGUGGUUUCCUUCCAACCUUCAAAACUCCUUUAUCGAUACUUCUUGUCUUUCCUAAAAAAGAACUUGUCGCAAGGUGGCCGAAUUUCCCAAUACGUGCAGUGGUGCUUGGAUAACUGUAAUAACAAUAAAGUUACCGUUAGGGAACAUCCCCCGUCCUCAGUAGAAGUGGCGGCCAUGAAGAGAUUAGGCACAAUUGUGUGUAGAUUUUUCUUCCUGGACGGCCGGACAAAAGCUAUCGACGUACAUCCGACGGACACGGCAGGUGACGCAGCAAGGAAAUUAGCCGAACGUUUAGGUCUGAGGAACUUAGAUGGUUGGGCGAUUUACCAGAGUCGCCCUGACGGUGAGGAGCAUGUUAGGGCACAUCACUACCUUUACGACGUCAUCGCUCAGUGGGAAAUGAAUCAGAAUAAAUUAGUGCCUGCUAGCGGUUUAGCGACGCUAGGCAGGAGAAGCGGCCAGUCCGUCAGUGGGGGAGAAAAUAGGUUUAUUUUCAAACGAAGGCUCUUUAAAUCUAGUCGAGAACUUAGUCAGGAUCCUGUAGAAGUUAAUUUACUUUAUGCUCAAGCUGUGCACAGCGUAGUUAAGUGUGACGAUUUUCCCGUAACGGAGAAAGUCGCCCUUCAGCUAGCUGGCUUACAGGCACAAGUAGCUUUAGGAAAUCCCAAAGAUAAUAAUAAACUUGAAUAUUACACAGACAUUGAUACAUAUCUUCCUUACCGCAUAAGUCGCACCAGAGGAGAUGACGUAUGGGUACCGAUUAUUGCUCAAGCCCACCGUCAGUACGGAGCAAAUCGUACAGAGUUAACCGCCAAAGCUUUAUACCUAUCCUGUGUAAUGCAGUACCCUCUCUAUGGCACCACAAUGUUUCCCGUCACUUACCGAGGUUACUGGUCUUACGGAAACGCUCUCACUUUAGGCAUAAACUGCGAGGGAAUCAUGUUGAUAAAGAAUGACGAUAAAUUCGUACUGAACGAAUUCCCAUAUCAAGAAGUCGAGAGCAUAUUGCUAGACCCCAGCGAUAGUUUCAUUACGAUUACCUUACAGAGGCACUUGAGCGAAAAUAAUCAUAAGUGUUAUGUCUUCGAAACAACGCAGAAGAACGAGAUCGGUUCUUUAAUCGCUAGUUAUUGCCCGACCUUAGCUGGGUGGCUUACGGAAAGUGAGGCACCGCAAAAGAAGUUAAAGGGCAUUACAAACGAAGACCGAGUACGACUUUACCACAAUCUAGUCAAUUGUAGAAGGGCGCUAGUCGAUCAUGACAUCCUUCGUAAGCCAAUGGAAUCUUCUGGUAGCUUCCUCCGGAACACACUUCGUAGACUAAGCAAACAUAAAUUGGACAAACUCCGUCAGGAACAUGGUGGUGAUACCGGUGAAACCUACAAAGGAUUCCAUUAUGCUUUUUGGGCAUUCAGCAGACAACCGUUGCCCCAGAGUAUUAGCAGGAUACCAGAGCCCGACGAACAGAUCAUGCUGCAGGUGUUUCAAAUUAUCUUGACUUACGCCGGAUUGGGACAGAACGGGGAAACUAUAAGACGAGUGGAGGACGAACACGUAACCUUGCUACAAACGAUCCUCGAAAGGUGUAUGAGGAAAGACGGGCUAUUAUGCGAGCUUUACCUCCAGUUGAUAAAACAGACCACCGACCAUCCCGAUCCAAACUCCAGAGUUAAUUUGAGACACUGGGCUUUGCUGUCACUAGCUUGCUCGGUGGUGUUGCCGCCAAGUAAAGCUAUUAGGAGGUAUCUCAUAGCUCACUUGAAACGGUGUAGCUCCGAUUUCGUAACGGAGGAGGGUAAAUACGCAAGGUUCGCCGAGAAAUGUCUUUCUAAAACUCAGGGUACGAGACGAAGGCAAUGGCCUCCUUCUAGAGAAGAGAUAUUGUGUACAAUAAAUAGGCGGCCGGUCUACGCUAGGUUUCAUUUUAUGGAUGGUCAGUAUCACUCGGUUGAGUUCCAUCCCUCUGCUACUGCCAAAGACGUGCUAGAAGUUGUAAGAGACAAAAUCGGACUUAAUCAAGAUGCCAAAGGUUAUGCGAUUUACGAAGUGUUGGGGAACUCCGAACGUAGCUUGGCCCCAGAAGAGAAAGUGUCCGACGUCAUGGCGAAAUGGGAGAGAUACAGAGCAGCAUCUGUUGCAACAGCUGCAAGUACCACUGGUACUGCUAAGAGAACCAGGCCGCAGCAUCACUUCUUCUUAUUUAAGAAACACCUCUUUAUGGACAAUUUCAUAAAUCUAAGUGAUCCCGUGGAAAAGGAACUGCUGUACCACCAAGUCCUGUACGAUUUGAGAACAGAUCGGUUUCCAAUAACGGACAAAGAAGCUAUGAUGUUGACUGCACUUCAAGCUCAAUUAGAACUUGGAGACCUAGAAGAAAACAUUCACGAUUACCGACCGAUUGCAUCACACUGUUUACCCGCUCGUAUGGUUCCAAUAUUACCCUGUGAAGGUGUGCAGAUGCACCACCAAUCCUUAAAGGGGAUGACCCCAUCGGAAGCCAAACAGGCUUUUCUCAACUUAAUUCAGAGUUGGCCGCUGCAUAAAGCGACUAUAUUUGAUGUUAUGCAAUCUUUCACAUCCAACUGGCCUAGAGUCUUAUGGUUGGCCGUAGACCAAAAGGGACUUCACUUACUGGAACAUCGAUCUCGCAACGCUCUCUGCACCUACGAUUACGGAAGCAUCCUGAGCUAUUCCCCCGCCCUCAACUGCCUAAUGAUAAUUACAGGAAGCGACAGAAAACAAAGCAAGGUAAUCUUAACCACGGCUCAGGCGUUCCAGAUCGCUACGCUCAUCAGGGAAUAUAUGGAGGCGCUGCACGGGAACGUCAUAGAAAUGAGGAGGAACGACCAGCCCAAAAGCCGACCCAUCAGCGCCCUCCACCAAAACGCUCCUCUGGUGCCCCCACAGCCUAGCUAGAAGAGGGUUACUUUCGCAGACCAAGUUAUAGCGAACUGCUAUUAACUUGCCGAAUAGAAACAGUUGGCGUUUCCAAAAUUUAUCUGGUAAGUUUUGGGGGUGGCGAUUGUGACGGUCUGCGAAAAUUGUUAAAGUUGUGUUUACCAAAAGUUUAAAGAGUAUUAUGUAUAACAUUAUUUAUAUUUUGUGAUGAUAUUUGUAUAAAAUGUAUUAUGCCGUUGAGUUUUUACAUUAUCUUUUCUGUAAAAAGACUGAUAGUCCAAAUAUACUUAUAGCCAUAUUACUAAUUAUAUUCAUAAUUUAUCCGUAAAUUAUAAGAUUGUCUGUUUUCUAAAAUCGAUCAUCUCCACUGCUGACAGCUUUAUAUUGAAAAAACACUAAUCCAAACUAUGUGUAAAGUAUUUUUAUGAUGCUUUGUUUUUGUCUAGGUU